UGGUUCCGAUUUAAAUAAGCAUUAAAUCGAUUAAGUGAAUAUCCUAUUACUUAUGUAUUCUAAUCCGGUUUAAUCGAUAUAAUAUUAUCGUUUUAAAUCGAUUUUAAUGCCAUCAAUAUAUUACACACGCAACAGCCUGAAUAUAAUCGCUUUUAAAUGUAAAACGCAGGAUAAAGAUAUAGACUCGAAAUCGAUUCAUUUUUUGUCCAUGGAUGUCAAUCGCAUAUUUUUAGCAGGGUACCCGCAAUUUUACGUGGGCUGGAUACCGCUGUCGAUUAUGACGUAGGAACGAACUUGGCACGAAUGAUGGAGAAUCAGAACUAUAUAUUACUACAUGGUGCACCUAGGGAGGGGAGGGGGAAUUGGAAUUUUCUAGCGAGCCUUUAGUGACUUUGACUCUAGUUCAAGCAUCAUCUUAGACAGAAAAAGCCACUUUCUCCUUGUUACCCAUCAUACCUUUUUAACUACGUUAUUGAUUAGUCUGAAGUCCUUCGUGACCAUAUGUUGCGCUUUGUUUGGUUUAGGCAUGAACGCCAGCUUUGUCAGUCGCUAUUCUUUCGACACAUACCCUAGUGCCAGGCAUGCUUGAUAUAAUUUCUUCAGGGCCUGUGUUAGUAUGUUGAUGCCUCGCUGCAGUAGUGUCAGGAAAAUAUCAUUCGGACCUGUAACUUCGUAAGGCUCGAACAAACUUCUUGCUCACCUUAUCCUUGCUAUCUGUCUGCGUAACUUUAACUUUAUUGUAUUUCUUGCGAAGUCGUCGUCAGUAUAUAGUUGUUUCAGGGAGAUCGACGGAGUAUGUGACUUUUUAAAAUAUUAUUUAUACUUUGGAUUUCAAAGCGAUCCUAAGCUAAGGUGCCAAUUCACUUAUCUCGUCACUACACAGUCGAUAGUAGACGAUAUUGAGGCUAAGAAGGAACGAGGUCGUUUAAAAUACAUUAGUACCAAAUGUUUAGAGUCGGAGUCUAGUUUUGACGAAAGGAUUGAUUCUCCAAAUUUGACUGCAAAAGAAAUACAGAAAAAAAGGAAUGAAGUUAGGUGAAAAUUACAACUGUCCUAUGUUUAUUGAUGUGCCAAAUGAUAUAAGGAUUCCCAACGUUGUGCUUGAAAAAAUAGAUUUAUCGAAACACAGUCAAAUUUCUUUGCAAGAAACAUCGUCACAAGGAUCUCAGUCACGUCAUAGAUUACUGUCGCAUCGUCAAUCACAGUCACGGCAUAGGUCAAGGUCACGUCAAAGAUCACUGUCGGGUCAAAAGUCUAAGUCAUGUCACAGGUCACAAUCGCGUGGUAGGUCAAAGUCACGUCGUCGGUCACGGUCACGUCAAAAAUCUAUGUCACGUCGUCGAUCACUAUCGCGUCAAAAGUCUAAGUCAAGUCACAGAUCACAAUCGCGUGGUAGGUCAAUGUCACGUCGUCGAUCACUGUCGCGUGAAAAGUCUAGGUCACGUCACAGGUCACAAUCACGUAGUAGGUCAACGUCACAUUGUCGGUCACAAUCCCGUCAUAAGUCACAAUUACGUAGUAAGUUUCUGUCACAUCGUAGAUCCGAGUUGCAUAAUACUUCACUAUUUCGUAAUCAUUCACUAUUACAUAAUACGUCGCUGCAACUCCAUGCAUUGCAGUCAUCUACAAGAUCUGAGCCAGGAAAAGAAAUAUCAACGGUGCAACCAACAUUACAAACAGUAGAAACUAAUAACACUGAAGAAUUGUCACCUUUAAAUGAACAGUCGCCUAAACAUGCCUCAAAAGAGCCACCUCCACGCAAUAACGAAGAUAUAGCAGACACUAUUAACAGUGAAGAAUGGUCACCUUACAAUGAACAUUUGCUUGAAGAUUUCUCAGUAGCGCCACCUCCACGCGAUAAGUCUCCGUCACGUGUUAGGUCACUGUCACGUCAAAAGUCUAAGUCACUUAGUAGGUCAAAAUCGCGUAGAUCAAAAUUGCGUACCAAGUCAAAAUCGCGUACUAAGUCAAAAUCGCGUAGUAGGUCAAAGUCACAGCGUAGGUCACGGUCACGUCGUCGGUCACAGUCACGGCGUAGAUCACGGUCACGUCAAAAAUCUAGGUCACGUCGUAGGUCAUUGUCGCGUCAAAAGUCUAGAUCACAGCACAGGUCACAAUCGCGUCAUAGGUCAAGGUCACGUCGUCGGUCUCAGUCACGGCGUAGAUCACGUGCUAGUCACAGAUCACAGUCCAGUUUAGUACUACGAGAAAUACAAGAAAAUCUGCAAAACGAGCUUCCUAAAAAUCGCCAACAUUUAAAAAUGCACGAGUUCAUACGAAACUGUAUUACGUAUUAUGAAGCAAAAGAUGGACAUGGAUAUAAUGAAAGACGACGAAGAUAUGAUAAAUUGGAUAAUGAUACUAUUUAUCUUGGAGAAGGAAUAGUUGUCCGAACUUUGACUUGGGAAGUAUUACAAUUACAGAAGCCAAGCGUAUUUUUAAUAAACUUAGCCUUAAAUAUAUGGGAAGAAGAGGACCUGUGUAACAGAUCAUUAGAUAUUUCAAAAGUUGUAUCAAACAUCCCAUCACGUUCACCUGUAAAACUUAUCCAACAACAUCUUCUACGCUUACUAAUCAGCUUGUAUGCAGAUUUUUUAAUACGGCAGUCAUGUACAUCUCACGAUAGAGUAGCGUAUUUAUUAAACGCAACUUACGUUCUUAGACAUAAGAUAAGAAACUUACGUGCUGAAGAAAAGAAAAGAAAAAACACAGAAAAUCCUGUAGUUCCUAGUCGUAGAAAACUGCGUUACAAUCAGAUUUAGAUCACUGCUGCAUCCUUUGUUUUUUUUUUUAAAUGUUAAUUUUUAGAAAAAAAAAUAAUUACUUUUUUACAAUCAAAAAUUUAAAUACAAACUUAUUUUGUUUUGCUUCAUUAUAAGGAACAAUACAUUUUCUAGAUUAUAAAUGUUCACUAGUUAUAAUGUUAGCUUUUAUGAUUAAACUAAAAAAUGAUUUAAUUUAUUGAAUGCAAUCAUACGUUAAAAUAAA
Messenger RNA from Nasonia vitripennis (jewel wasp), 2988 nucleotides. RefSeq names its product serine/arginine-rich splicing factor 4-like. NCBI's taxonomy places the organism in Eukaryota, Metazoa, Arthropoda, Insecta, Hymenoptera, Pteromalidae. The record is from RefSeq and is a predicted model, not a curated record. The coding region runs from base 1026 to 2762 and encodes 578 amino acids. The transcript is spliced from 7 exons.